AUGGCGCGUAAGUCCAAAAAGAGACUUCAAAAUAAACGGAGGACACCGAAGCGCGCGGCACUCCAGAGUGUCUUCGACUGCCUGAAGUGCGAACACCCGGAGGCUGUGUCGGUGUCGGUUCGUAAAAAAGAAGGCUUGGGCUCUCUCAGCUGCACGUACUGCAAGGCGCGGUAUUCAUGUCGAGUCUGCUAUAUCUCCAAACCCAUAGACGUGUAUUACGAGUGGAUGGACAAACUUGAUGCUGACAAGACUUCGGGCUCGACGAGCACCACCACCGCCGCCACCACCACGGCGGCCACGACGCAGGUUAUUCGAAGCACGAAGGCCAAGCAGAAGCCCCAGGGUCGCUCGUUGGCUUCUGGAUCUUUGGAUAGGAAAGAGGGGAAAGAGGACCUGUCGUCCAAUGGAGAUGGCGAGUCUUGUGUUGACACUAUGUAG
This is a messenger RNA of Cladophialophora immunda, 438 nucleotides long. RefSeq lists its product as uncharacterized. The transcript is spliced from 3 exons. Gene Ontology annotation, molecular function: RNA polymerase II complex binding. Lineage: Eukaryota; Fungi; Ascomycota; Eurotiomycetes; Chaetothyriales; Herpotrichiellaceae. Gene Ontology annotation, cellular component: transcription elongation factor complex. Bases 1 to 438 code for a protein of 145 amino acids. Gene Ontology annotation, biological process: transcription elongation by RNA polymerase II. The record is from RefSeq and is a predicted model, not a curated record.